UUCCGUUUCACUGCUACCAUCACCAAAUUCGGUUUCCUACGUCUUCAUCCACUCUUUGAUCCCAAAAAGUUCCCCAACCCUAACCCUAAAAUUUCCCUUUCUUCCCAAUCGGAAUCGAAUUUCUUAGUUCCUUGUCGUUUUUCAGGCAGCGAAGAUGGUGUUGGCGCAGUUAGGGGGCAGCAUUUCGCGUGCUCUCCAGCAGAUGAGCAAUGCGACCAUAAUCGACGAGAAGGUCCUCAACGAGUGCCUGAACGAGAUCACGCGGGCCCUUCUUCAGUCCGAUGUGCAAUUCAAGCUCGUCCGCGACAUGCAGACCAAUAUCAAGAAGAUCGUAAACCUCGACGACCUCGCCGCCGGCCACAACAAGCGCAGGAUCAUCCAGCAAGCUAUAUUUAACGAACUCUGCAAGAUUUUGGAUCCCGGGAAGCCUUCUUUUACUCCAAAGAAAGGAAAGACGAGUGUUGUUAUGUUUGUAGGUUUACAAGGGUCGGGAAAAACCACAACAUGUACAAAAUAUGCAUAUUAUCAUCAGAAAAAGGGCUGGAGGCCUGCUCUCGUUUGUGCGGAUACAUUUAGAGCUGGUGCUUUUGAUCAACUGAAACAGAAUGCCACUAAAGCUAAGAUUCCAUUUUAUGGAAGCUAUACAGAAUCAGAUCCUGUGAAAAUUGCAGUGGAUGGUGUGGAAAGAUUUAAGAAAGAAAAUUGUGAUCUAAUAAUUGUUGACACCAGCGGGCGUCACAAACAAGAAGCUGCUCUUUUUGAAGAAAUGCGUCAAGUUUCGGAAGCCACGAAACCGGAUCUUGUUAUAUUUGUUAUGGAUAGCAGUAUUGGUCAGGCUGCAUUUGAUCAAGCUCAAGCUUUCAAGCAAAGUGUUUCAGUUGGAGCUGUAAUUGUUACCAAAAUGGAUGGGCAUGCAAAGGGAGGUGGUGCUCUCAGUGCUGUUGCGGCAACAAAGAGUCCCGUCAUAUUUAUUGGAACUGGAGAGCAUAUGGAUGAGUUUGAAGUUUUCGAUGUUAAACCAUUUGUCAGCCGUCUCUUAGGUAUGGGUGAUUGGUCUGGCUUUAUGGACAAAAUUCAUGAAGUUGUUCCUAUGGAUCAGCAGCCUGAGCUUCUACAAAAGCUCUCGGAAGGGAAUUUUACAUUAAGGAUUAUGUAUGAGCAAUUUCAGAACAUACUUAAAAUGGGCCCAAUUAGCCAGGUUUUCUCAAUGCUUCCAGGUUUUAGUGCUGAGCUAAUGCCAAAAGGUCGUGAAAAGGAAAGUUCAGCGAAGAUCAAGAGAUACAUGACCAUGAUGGACUCAAUGACAGAUGAAGAGUUGGAUAGUACGAAUCCAAAACUCAUGAAUGAGUCUCGAAUGAUGCGGAUAGCACGAGGAUCGGGUCGUCAUGUUAGAGAAGUAUCGGAGAUGUUGGAAGAGUACAAGCGCCUUGCUAAAGUAUGGAGCAAAAUGAAAGGUCUUAAGAUUCCUAAGAAGGGUGAAAUGAGUGCAUUAUCACGGAAUAUGAAUGCACAACACAUGAGCAAAGUCCUUCCCCCGCAGAUGCUGAAGCAGAUUGGUGGCAUGGGUGGCUUACAAAACUUGAUGAAGCAAAUGGGAUCUACGAAAGAUAUGAUGGGGAUGUUUGGAGGUGGAGACAAGUAGAAACUGCCCCCAAAUCUAAUGGUGAGUUUUAGCUUGCUUCCUACGGCUAUAAGCAUUGCCUUGUCAGACAAAAUGGCAGAGAUGCAUCUCUACGCUAGUUGAUGCUACCGACCAACCUGUUCUCCCAGAUACUUGUUUAUAUUUAGAGGGCCACUUCCGGUUUAAUCAUCAGCUUCAAGCAUAGUGGAAUUUUGUUUUCAUAUGGAGUCGUCAGCCUUGAAAGUUUCCUUUCUGUAUGAAUGUAUGUGUGUAUUUACUUAA
Molecule: messenger RNA, 1903 nt
Organism: Juglans microcarpa x Juglans regia
Lineage: Eukaryota; Viridiplantae; Streptophyta; Magnoliopsida; Fagales; Juglandaceae
Product: signal recognition particle 54 kDa protein 2
Exons: 9
Coding region: 155-1642 (495 amino acids)
Biological process (GO): SRP-dependent cotranslational protein targeting to membrane; SRP-dependent cotranslational protein targeting to membrane, translocation
Cellular component (GO): signal recognition particle, endoplasmic reticulum targeting; cytosol
Molecular function (GO): GTP binding; 7S RNA binding; endoplasmic reticulum signal sequence receptor activity
Source: RefSeq, a predicted model, not a curated record